This is a messenger RNA of Pomacea canaliculata, 2637 nucleotides long. RefSeq lists its product as uncharacterized. The coding region runs from base 717 to 2156 and encodes 479 amino acids. The transcript has 4 exons. The record is from RefSeq and is a predicted model, not a curated record. Lineage: Eukaryota; Metazoa; Mollusca; Gastropoda; Architaenioglossa; Ampullariidae.
UGAGAGGUCACCAGCAUCCAACGCCAGAGAAGACCUGAGAGACAGGCCUGAGAGGUGACAGAUAGUGAGAGGCUAAUAAGGACAGGACAUGGACUAAUGGUCAGAGGGACACUCAGAGUAUUCACAACCCUCGCCUUCAUCAGCCAAGUGGGUCAGGCACUGGGGGCCAUGAUUGGGCAGGUGUACAGAUUGUCACAGCACACAGCCUGUCACACCUGUCUCUGUGGACUUUCUCUGCCUAACCGCUGUCUUAACCGCUUAUGCCACGAAGAUCUUACAUUGUCAUUGUAGCGCCAUCUUGAAAUCAGAACGAGGCCUAAUGUGCCGGUGAAGUGGCUGCCAAAGCAUUUGAGCACUGAUCAAAAGCGAGUGCGACUUCAGGGAAAGGUGUCUCCAGCCAGCAACAGGCAGUUGGUGACUGCCACCUGAAGACAGGGCGGCAGUGGGGGAGUGUGUACACUUUGUACAAAUGUUGGCUCACAGUCUCAGCUGGCAGACGACACACCACCACCCCGCAGUCGUUGGUCCGUGGCACGACGAUAGGUGGAGGAAACAGCAAGGUGUGUGUGGAGGGUCAGGGAGGGUUUGUGGUUGGUCCCCCGACUCACUAGGUGACGCGGUGUGUUUGUGUGUGACUCGUCUACCAGUGGAGCACUGCCUCCCCCUCCACCCGACACUCACACUCAUCAGGUGAGGCGGGCCGUGGACACACCCGUAUGGCGAAUAAGCUGAUGACAUGUCUGCUCGUCGUGUCUGGAGUGUACACCAUCUUAUUCUUUGCUUCGCUUUACAUCUUCUGGCAAAGACAUCACCUUAACACAAAAGAAGAAAACGAGAGAACAUGGUGGUCAGGUUUUUCAGGGCCAAAGGUCAAAAAGCAGCUUUGGGGGAAAUUAAACACCUCAUCACCUGGACAAAGUCCUUUCGUGGAGCAUGAACUUGGUAAAGACCAAGACCGUUUCCAUCAAAAUCAGCAUGAUGAAUGGCAGUUUCAUUCUAACAGGACAACUCGCCAUGGCAUCAGCCAUGGAAAGCCUCCUACCCCAGGGAAAGGAGAAAGCGCUGGUCAAACAGCAGACCGAGGACAAACCUCCACGAGUGCCAAACGUCCAGAUUCGAGGAAGGGCAGCAACUCCACGCUGAGUGUUGCGCCCCCUGUACAAGGUGGGACAACUCGCCCGCAAUUUGCCAACGGGACUCAGAUGCUGCACGUCGCCAACGCCACCUCUCUGUCCCACCGUUACCUGAUCUUCAUCUGCGACAAAAAAAGAUCGUGCGGGGGAUGGGGAGACAGACAGCGGGGGCUUCUCUCGGUCUUCCUACUGUCGCAGGUGACGGGACGACGGUUCGGGAUCAAGAUGAGCAAGCCCUGCGACCUGACGCAGCUGUACGUGCCCAACAAGUACAGCUGGAUCGUGCCAGACGAGGAGCUGCAGGGUAAGUCCGUCCGCUACUGGGACGACAUGAACGGUAGUGGCGGGUACAACCGGCUUCUGAACACCAUCGACUUCAACCAACAGUACCCUGAGGAGGUCAUCUACAUUCGCACAAACGUCGAUUACUUUUACAACCUCCGCAACAACAAAUUGUAUUAUCCCAAGAUAUUUCCUAAGUGGUCGACUAAUUCUCAAAGUGUCAUGUUCCGGAAUGGCUGGAAGAUCUUGAUGAAGCCCAGCGACCACUUGCAGGAGCAUCUAGACGCCUUCUUGUCUAAAGUCAGUUACUAUAACAGGACUCAACCUUUCGUCUGCAUACAUUUCCGGAUGGGUCGAAGCUCUACCAUGAAGAACGACGCCUUCCGCCACAACCUCACUGAGGUGCUGGACCUGUGGAGGUUUGUGGACCCGUAUGUUAACAACGGCAGCAGGUUCUUUCUUGCCACCGACUCCGAGGAGGCGCGAAACUUGACCCGGAAGCGCUUUGGCGACCGAGUGGUGGACACUGGGGGGCGCAUCGUGCACGUGGACCUGCAGGCGGCGCUGCCCUUCUCUUGCGAGGGCCUGGAGGUGGCGCUGCUGGAGCAGCUGGUGCUGAUGCACUGUGACGUGUUGGUCAUCUCCAACAGCAUGUUCAGCUACAUUGCUGCAGUGGUGCGCGGCUCCAACGACAACCUCUACCGACUCUCUAACAACGGCUUGCACAAGUUCUCUGUCUAGUACAGUCACGUGACCUAGUGGAUGGAGUUUACUGUCUUGUGUGCAGAGAAGGAAACACCAGGUCUUGAUAUGAGCUCGGUAACUGCAUCUGACAGGAAUUUAUGGAGGUAAACACCGGGUGUGCAGACUCAGUGAAUUUAGUUGUAAAUUAUUUAUAGCGGUGUGUACAGUAGUAGAGUGGGGGUGAACUGUGAUGUGUGGACUGUGAGAAAAGAAAGAGUUGUGUUGUGUAUACUGCGUGUGUAUGUGUGUUGUGAACACUGUGACAGGCGAUAGAACUGUGUGUAGUGCAAGACAAGAGUGAAUUGUGUGCACUGCUCAAAGCCAGUGACUUCCAGUUUAUUGCUGGAAAGGAGGGACUUGUGAUGUGUACUCUGCCACAGGUGAGUGAAUUAUGCUGUGGACACUGUCGACAGUAAGGUUUCAUGUUGAUGCUAGAGCGACUUGUCACGUGCACCAUGAGAACCACUUUGUGAUAGAA